AUGUGUAGCUUUACUAAAUUUAUAGGAUUUUUAUUUCUAACAACAAUUUGGAUUAUACCAAAUUGCGAUUUGGCUGUCGUGAAAUUCACCUACAUCCGCUGCAAAUCUCUCGAUCCGAAUCUGGUACGCAUUCAGCGGUGUUACACAAGGCCAAUUUCCCGAAAUGUUACCGAGACCUCGCUGCUUGUUAGCCUGGCAAGGGCUACAUCGAAUAUUACCGUGCGCUUAAGCUUUAUGAAGAAAUCUACGGAUUAUUCGUUGUACUUCGGCGAAAGAACUUACGAUGCUUGUAAAUUUCUCGCCAAUCGAAAAUUAUAUCGCAUUGCGGAUUAUCUAUUCGGAAUUAUCGAGGAAUAUUCGAAUAUGAAUCACUCGUGCCCAUAUCAGGGUGACAUAAUCAUUGAUCGUUUUCGCAUACGAAAUGACAAAUUGACCUGGGUACCCAUGCCUGAGGGGGAAUAUGCAAUUUAUACCUUUUGGAAAAUUGAUGGUAAAUCAAGCGCUGAAUUUAAUUUAUUUUUUAUCAGCUAUCACUGGCAUGGCAUAUUCAGCUAA
This is a messenger RNA of Ceratitis capitata (Mediterranean fruit fly), 555 nucleotides long. RefSeq lists its product as uncharacterized. NCBI's taxonomy places the organism in Eukaryota, Metazoa, Arthropoda, Insecta, Diptera, Tephritidae. The transcript has 5 exons. The coding region runs from base 1 to 555 and encodes 184 amino acids. The record is from RefSeq and is a predicted model, not a curated record.